Messenger RNA from Neurospora tetraspora, 701 nucleotides. RefSeq lists its product as uncharacterized. The coding region runs from base 110 to 604 and encodes 164 amino acids. NCBI's taxonomy places the organism in Eukaryota, Fungi, Ascomycota, Sordariomycetes, Sordariales, Sordariaceae. The record is from RefSeq and is a predicted model, not a curated record. The transcript is spliced from 2 exons.
UCUUCAACCCAUCUAUCACUCUCUGCUCAGCAAUAUCAACCAUAACUCAUUCCACUCAACCUUUAUUCAAAAAUUUCACCUGAAACAUCAAAAACCCCGGCCAGGAACCAUGUCCCUCGAAGCCGAAGCCCUCGAGUCCGGCCUCCUAGGCAUCGGUCUAGCUUCUGACUCUGAAGACGACUCUCCCACCACCACCACCACCAGCCUCAACAACAAAACCGAAGUCAUCGCCGAAUGUGCACCCCCAGCCACCAAAGCCGACCGCACCGCCCUCUCAGAAGAAGCCUUCCAAGAAUUAAAGAGAACUUACCGAGUGAAAGUUGAGAACGGCGAGAUCCACACCACCCUCCCCUUCCCCCUCGGCUCCCUCACCCCCUCCGGACCCUCCGGACAAAGAACCAUCAACAAGCCCGAAGCGCAAGAGAUCCUGCACGCGGUGGAGGAGCUCUACUUCUUCCGACGGUACGAGGAGGCGGUGGCGCUGAUUCAAAAAAUAUGGGAGGAUGCGGGAGAGGAACUGUUUGAUCGGGACACGACGGGGUUGUUGAGGUUGUAUGAGACGAGGUGUGGGGAGAGGUUGAGGGGGGUGAAGGGGGGGCAGUGAAAGGGGAUGUAAGGGGGAGGAGGGGGAAGGGGAUGAGAGCGAUGGAGGAGAAGAUAGGUUGGUGGAAUCAAUGAUACCCUUUUUUGUGCGUUCGUGA